AUGCCCCAGAACGAGUAUAUCGAGCGCUGGACAAAGCAGCACGGUAAGCGCUUGGACCACGACGAGCGAGUCCGCAAGCGUGAAGCCCGUCAAUCCCAUCAGCAGUCCAAGGAUGCGCAGAACCUCCGCGGUUUGAGGGCCAAGCUGUACCAGCAGAAGCGCCAUGCCGAGAAGAUCCAGAUGAGGAAGCGCAUCAAGGCGCAGGAGGAGAAGAACGUCAAGUCAUCCGCGCCCAGCGAGCCCUCCAAGACGCCCCUCCCGCAAUACUUGCUUGACCGCUCCGAGGCUACGAAUGCGAAGGCUCUGUCCAGCGCUAUUAAGGACAAGCGGGCGGAGAAGGCGGCCAAGUUCGCCGUGCCCCUGCCUAAGGUUAAGGGUAUUAGUGAGGAGGAGAUGUUCAAGGUUGUCAAUACCGGGAAGAAGACGCAUAAGAAGUCGUGGAAGCGGAUGAUAACGAAGCCGACAUUUGUUGGAAACGACUUUACGCGGAGACCUGUGAAAUAUGAGCGCUUCAUCCGUCCUAUGGGUCUGCGAUACAAGAAGGCCAACGUUACACAGUAUGUUCUUUCCCUAGCGACCAUUGGGGUCUAUCUGGGCUUCACUGACAAGUUCUCUUGCAGCCCCGAAAUGGCCGUCACCGUCCAGCUACCCAUCCUAUCCGUCAAGAAGAACCCUCAGAACCCGCUCUAUACUCAGCUCGGUGUUCUCACUAAGGGAACUGUUAUUGAGGUCAACGUAUCUGAACUCGGUAUUGUCACGGCUGGAGGAAAGGUUGCCUGGGGUAAAUACGCCCAGAUCACGAACACGCCUGAAAAUGACGGCUGUGUUAAUGCUGUCCUCCUCGUCUGAUCACCUUGCUGCCAGAGAAAGACAGUGUCUGUCUAUCUUCCUUCGUGAUACCAUUCGUGUCCUAGACUUCAGCUCUUUUUCUUACAUUUAUUACGUUCACGGACGGCGUUUUUGGCGUCACACUGUCAUCUCGAUUGUGUUCUAAGAAAAGUAUAUCAAAUGAUAUUUACCUCGGUCAAUGC
Aspergillus nidulans FGSC A4 is the source of this 1031-nucleotide messenger RNA. RefSeq names its product rRNA-processing protein NSA2. The transcript has 5 exons. Gene Ontology annotation, cellular component: nucleolus. Bases 1 to 849 code for a protein of 282 amino acids. Lineage: Eukaryota; Fungi; Ascomycota; Eurotiomycetes; Eurotiales; Aspergillaceae. The record is from RefSeq and is a predicted model, not a curated record.